CUGUUUGUGGCGGACUACAGCAACCACAAGAUCCGGCGGGUUGAGGUGGCGACGGGCGAGGUGACGACGAUCGCGGGCAGCGGCGAGCACGGCGACGAGGAUGGCGUGGGCGAAGCGGCGGAGUUCUGCUGCCCAGCUGGCAUCGCCCUCAGCCCAGACAGGAGCGCGCUGUUUGUGGCUGACCAAGGUGGCGACAAGAUCCGGCGGGUCGAGGUGGCGACGGGCGCUGUGACCACCAUCGCAGGCAGCGGCGAGGGUGGCGACGCGGACGGCGAGGGCGAAGCGGAGGAGUUCUGCGGCCCACGCGGCCUUGCCAUCAGCCCAGAUGGCGGCGCGCUAUUUGUGGUGGACCAAGGCAGCCACAAGAUCCGGCGGGUGGAGGUGGCGACUGGCGAGGUGACGACGAUCGCGGGCAGUGGCACCAGGGGCAGCACUGAUGGCGUGGGCGACGCGGCGCAGUUCUACAACCCAUGUGGCAUCGCCAUCCGCCCAGACGCCGGCGCGCUGUUUGUGGCGGACUUCGGCAACCACAAGAUCCGGCGGGUUGAGGUGGCGACGGGAGAGGUGACGACGAUCGCGGGCAGCGGCACAGAGGGCAGCACUGAUGGCGUGGGCGAAGCUUCGGAGUUCAGCUACCCAACUGAAGUCGCCAUCAGCGCCGACGGCAGC
Molecule: messenger RNA, 669 nt
Organism: Emiliania huxleyi CCMP1516
Lineage: Eukaryota; Haptophyta; Isochrysidales; Noelaerhabdaceae
Exons: 1
Source: RefSeq, a predicted model, not a curated record